CGGAAGUGCACGCCACGCCUUCCCAGCCCCAUCGCCAUAUAAGAAGGGCCGCGCAGGCCACCGAGGGAUCCCCAGGCCCUGCUCAGCAUCUCCAAGACCGCCCCUUCUCCGCCAUGCUCGCCCGCCUUCUCCCCAUCGUCGCCCUCGCCGUCGCCGCGGUCGUCGCGAAGCCGGUCGUCAUCCGCGACUCGCCGAUCACGCUCGCGGUCGCGCGCCGCUUCAACGCGACCGCCGCGCCGAACAUCCUCAAGGCGGACCAGGCGCGCGCGAAGGCGCUCAAGCAGCAGGCGCAGGGCAAGCACACGAGCCUCAAGGCCGCCCAGGCUGCGCUGCCCGUGACGAACGGCGCGGUCACCUACACUGCUAGUGUCGGUGUAGGCGAGCCCGCGACUCAGUACGACCUCAUCGUCGACACUGGCAGCUCCAACACGUGGGUCGGGGCCGGCAUUGACUACGUGCAGACGUCGAGCAGUGUGGACACCGGCGACGAGGUGGAGGUCAGCUACGGAUCCGGCAUCUUCUUUGGGGAGGAGUUCCUCGAUACCGUCACCCUCGGGAGCCUCGUCAUCCCGAACCAGUCUAUCGGUGUAUCUGAGUUUGCGAUCGGCUUCGACGGCGUCGACGGCAUCCUUGGCCUCGGCCCUGUCGACCUCACUCAGGGCACGACGUCCAGCGGGGGCGAGAUCCCCACUGUUCUCGACAACGCGUUCGCGCUGGGUCUAAUCGACGCUGAGCUCGUCGGCAUCUCGUUCGAACCCACCACCGAGCUGUCGACCACCAACGGAGAGCUGACCUUCGGCGGUACCGACUCGAGCAAGUACACCGGCGACAUCGCAUAUGUCCCGGUCACCUCGACGUCGCCUGCGUCCUUCUACGUCGGCAUCGACCAGACCAUCACUUACGGUUCGGCUGCGACCCCCAUCCUUCCUUUGACCGCCGGUAUCACCGACACUGGCACCACCCUCGUUCUUAUUGCUAGUGAUGCGUUCAGCGCAUACCAGACUGCCACCGGCGGUGUGCCCGAUAACAACACCGGUCUCCUGAAGAUCACCGCGGACCAGUUCGCAGCCCUCGAGAGCUUGUUCUUCAACAUCGGCGACAACACCUACGAGUUCACCGCCAACGCCCAGAUUUGGCCCCGUGCGCUCAACACUGCCAUCGGCGGGGACGCGGACAGCAUAUACCUGAUCGUCGCUGACAUCGGCUCCAACUCCGGCGAGGGUCUCGACUUCAUUGACGGGUUCACAUUCCUCGAACGUUUCUACAACGUCUGGGAUGUCGCGAACGCACAGGUCGGCUUUGCCACCACGUCGUUCACCACCGCUACCACCAACUGAGCGAGCGGUUUGAUGGGGCAACGGACAAGUCUGUAAACACAACGGCCAAACACACUUGGACAUUUGUAUGCUCUGGAUGUAGAGUUGCAGAAAUAUACCUCGGAUUACG
Trametes versicolor FP-101664 SS1 is the source of this 1446-nucleotide messenger RNA. Its product is annotated as aspartic proteinase precursor. Gene Ontology annotation, biological process: proteolysis. The coding region runs from base 114 to 1337 and encodes 407 amino acids. NCBI's taxonomy places the organism in Eukaryota, Fungi, Basidiomycota, Agaricomycetes, Polyporales, Polyporaceae. The record is from RefSeq and is a predicted model, not a curated record. The transcript has 9 exons. Gene Ontology annotation, molecular function: aspartic-type endopeptidase activity.